ACAAUAAUGUGAACGCAUGUCAUUUUAUAGUUUUAUUUUCUGUAACGCAACAAGUCACAAAAAUUGCUUCAAGAGUGGGGAAUAAGGAAGAGUAAAAAUGCCUGAAAUUAAGAUUACCCCUCUAGGCGCAGGCCAAGAUGUUGGUCGAAGUUGCAUACUAUUAUCGAUGGGCGGCAAGAACAUUAUGCUGGAUUGCGGCAUGCAUAUGGGGUACAAUGAUGAGAGACGAUUUCCAGACUUCUCUUACAUAGUGCCAGAAGGUCCCAUAACGAGUCAGAUAGAUUGCGUCAUAAUUUCACAUUUCCAUUUAGACCACUGUGGAGCUUUGCCGUAUAUGUCUGAAAUGGUGGGUUAUACUGGCCCCAUUUAUAUGACUCACCCUACUAAGGCGAUAGCACCGAUUUUGCUAGAAGACAUGAGAAAAGUGGCAGUAGAAAGGAAAGGAGAAUCAAACUUUUUUACGUCUCAGAUGAUAAAAGAUUGUAUUAAAAAGGUUACCGCAGUUACUUUACAUCAGUCUGUUAUGGUUGACAAUGAGUUAGAGAUAAAAGCUUACUAUGCAGGUCAUGUGCUUGGGGCCGCUAUGUUCUGGAUAAGAGUUGGGUCUCAAUCUGUUGUGUACACUGGCGACUACAACAUGACACCAGAUAGGCACUUGGGAGCUGCAUGGAUCGAUAAAUGCAGGCCAGAUCUCCUGAUUUCCGAGUCUACUUAUGCAACUACAAUAAGAGAUUCAAAACGCUGUCGUGAGAGAGAUUUCUUAAAGAAAGUUCACGAGUGCGUAGAAAAAGGGGGAAAGGUUUUAAUUCCUGUUUUUGCUUUGGGCAGAGCCCAAGAACUUUGUAUCUUGUUAGAAACAUAUUGGGAGCGUAUGAAUUUAAAGUACCCAGUUUACUUUGCUUUGGGGUUAACAGAAAAAGCUAACAAUUACUAUAAAAUGUUUAUCACAUGGACCAAUCAAAAGAUUCGUAAAACAUUUGUACAAAGAAAUAUGUUUGACUUCAAGCAUAUCAAACCUUUUGAUAAGUCUUACAUUGACAAUCCAGGAGCUAUGGUAGUUUUUGCGACCCCAGGAAUGUUACAUGCUGGUUUAUCAUUAAACAUAUUUAAAAAAUGGGCUCCAUAUGAGCAGAAUAUGCUGAUCAUGCCUGGGUUUUGCGUCCAAGGAACUGUUGGACAUAAAAUUUUGAAUGGUGCAAAGAAGGUUGAGUUUGAAAACAGGCAAGUGGUGGAAGUCAAAAUGGCCGUAGAGUACAUGUCAUUUUCUGCGCACGCUGACGCAAAGGGAAUUAUGCAACUUAUUCAGUAUUGUGAACCAAAGAAUGUCUUAUUAGUACAUGGAGAAGCGCAAAAAAUGGAAUUUUUAAAGGAUAAAAUUGAGAAAGAGUUUAAGAUCAGCUGUUUCAUGCCUGCGAACGGAGAAACAGCCAUAAUUAAUACUCCUACAAAAAUUCCUAUUGAUGUAUCAUUAAGGCUUUUAAAGGCAGAAGCUGUUAGGUAUAAUGCACAGCCUCCAGACCCCAAAAGGAGGAGAGUUGUUCAUGGAGUUCUCUGUGUUAGAGAUAAUAGACUAUCAUUCUUAGAUAUAGAUGAAAUAUGUGAUGAAAUAGGUAUUAAUAGGCAUGUUAUUAGAUUUACUAGUACCGUUCGCUUUGAUGACCCUGGGUCAGCAGCAAAAACUGCAGAGAAGCUUAAAACAUUGCUAGCAGAAAAACUUCAAGGCUGGUCAAUAACUAUAUCAGAUGGCAAUAUAUCAGUUGAAUCUGUUCUGAUAAAAGUAGAAGGUGAUGAUGAUAACACUAAGAGCAUUUAUGUUUCUUGGACUAAUCAAGAUGAAGACUUAGGUAGUUACAUUUUAGGAUUGUUGCAAUCGAUGGUCCAAUAAAAUUAGUUCUUUAAAUAAUGUUUAUUUUUAUUUUGUUAAUUCUUUAAUAAAUUAGUUUUAAUCUACAAA
Melitaea cinxia (Glanville fritillary) is the source of this 1954-nucleotide messenger RNA. It is a transcript of the gene IntS11, whose product is annotated as integrator complex subunit 11. Gene Ontology annotation, biological process: snRNA processing. Gene Ontology annotation, cellular component: nucleus. The transcript has a single exon. NCBI's taxonomy places the organism in Eukaryota, Metazoa, Arthropoda, Insecta, Lepidoptera, Nymphalidae. The record is from RefSeq and is a predicted model, not a curated record. The coding region runs from base 98 to 1885 and encodes 595 amino acids.